This is a messenger RNA of Amyelois transitella, 2426 nucleotides long. Its product is annotated as E3 SUMO-protein ligase ZBED1-like. The transcript has a single exon. The record is from RefSeq and is a predicted model, not a curated record. Lineage: Eukaryota; Metazoa; Arthropoda; Insecta; Lepidoptera; Pyralidae. The coding region runs from base 394 to 2304 and encodes 636 amino acids. Gene Ontology annotation, molecular function: DNA binding; protein dimerization activity.
UGUUUUUACUCGAGUCACUCGAGUGAAUUUGUCAAACUCGUACUAGAUUGAAAAAAAAUAUUAUUCGAGUCUCUAUGCACUCGAGUUACCGAGUCAACUCGGCGCAUCGAGUUAAUUCUGUUGCCACUAGAUGUCACUUCACUACUCUAUUUUACUUAUCUGUGUCGGGCCGGUACAAACAAAUCAAAACUGACAGGUUUAAACUUGCAUCUCGUAGUUAGCCGUACUUUAAGUUUUUUUUACCAAAAUUGAUUGAAUAUUAGUGUUUAAAAGUGAAAAAUACGUAAAAGAGUUGAUAUUCUUAGUAUUGGUGAAUAUAAAUUAAAGUGUAAAAGUGAUUAUACCUUAGGUAUUUGAUUGUAAGUAACCUACUUAAUUAUAUUGUUAAAAAAUAUGAGUGAAAAAGAAAAUGGAGCUAAACAGAAAUCAUCAGUGUGGUUAUAUUUCGAAAAAAACAGUACCAAUAAAACUGUCAUAUGUAAAAUUUGUAAAAAACAAUAUAAAGAUUUCGGGAAUACCACCAACUUAAUAACACAUAUGCGAGGAAAACAUUCGCUCCAAUUCAGUGGUUUUUUUGAAAAUAAAGAUAAAUCCAUAGAUAGAGACAGCAAAAUUAAUAAUUCAUGUGGACUAUCAACAUCUACCGCUAAUAAUCAAGUGGAAACUGUUGGCUCUGAUACGACUAGACCUGAAGAGUGUGCUACCAAAAAGAGGCGUUAUAAACAGCUAUGUUUUUCAUCAUCCAAAAAACAAACCCAAAAAGAUAUUGAUAUUGCCCUCGUUAAAAUGAUUUGCACUGAUAUUCAGCCUUUGCAAAUAGUAGAAAAUAAAGGAUUUAUCAACUUUGUCCGGACAUUACAUGCCGAUUACAUUCUCCCAGACAGAAAAACUUUGUCGGAAAGGUAUUUACCUCAACAGUACCAACUGGCACGCUCUUCUCUAGCUGAUAAGCUAGAAGAUGUAAAGAAUUUGGCUCUAACUACAGAUAUGUGGACCUCGGAUAGCAAUAAGUCGUAUUUGACGGUCACAGUUCAUUUCAUUAGCGAAUCAAAACUAUUCGCGCGUACGUUAAGCACAGUAGAAGUAAAAGAUGUACAUUCUGCGACUGUUAUAGCCAACGUUUUAGAUACUGUUUUGGAGGAAUGGAGAAUCAGUGACAAAGUUGUUACUGUUGUAACUGACAACGCCUCCAAUAUUAAAAAGGCUGUAUCGGAAUAUUUAAAUAAAAGAAAUCACUUUUGUGUGGCCCAUACUCUAAAUUUAGCAGUAUCUGACUGUAAAAAAUCAAACUUGCCAUUGACGUCAUUGUUAGAAAAAUGUCAUACUGUAGUAACUUAUUUCAAACAAAGUACUAAAGCAGCUUACAAAUUAAAAGAACUGCAAGAGCAGAUGAACCACCCUGUCAUAAAAUUAAAACAAGAGGUUAUUACAAGAUGGAACUCAAGUUUUGAAAUGAUGGAGAGACUACUACAGACUAAAUUAUCCUUAUCAGCCGCAUUGUCUACCAUGUCUUCUGCUCCGGAAAAUUUCACUGCUAACCAAUGGGAGGCAAUAGAAGAUUGCGUCAGUGUUUUAAAACCUAUUGAGCAAUUGACUACAAUACUAUCUGGCGAAAAAUAUCCAACUUUGUCCUCUAUGAUACCGUUAAUCAGAAAUGUCCAAACUUGUCUUAUAAAGAAGGUUCCGGUUACAGAAAUAGGUGAAAAUCUAAAAAUCUCUUUGCAUUCUGCUAUCACUAAACGCCUCGGUAUCUUAGAGACCAACAAAACUGCUGCCAAAUCCACUUUUUUAGACCCCCGCUACAAGAAAGCUGGUUUUGGCCUCGAAGCCAAUGCAGAAAAGGCUGCCCAAUGGGUUAUAGAAGAGUUAGAAUCAGAGAUUAUAAAAAAAAAUAGGAAUUUAGCUCCUGAUGAAUCUAGUCAGACAGUGAACACGUCAAGUAAUGCUAAUGCUAGCAUUGGCACAAAUAAUAAGGCUAAUGAUUUAUGGGAGGAUUUUGACAAAAAAAUAUCAGAGAGAGAAUUAAUACAAACACCUACUUCUUCUGCUAUAGUGAUUGUGAAACAAUAUAGAGAAAUGCAAUAUUUAGAUCGUCAUCUCGAACCAAUACUAUUUUGGGAACAGCGAAAAAAAGCGAUGCCGGAGUUAUAUGAGUUAGCUAUUAAAUAUUUAUGUAUACCUGCAUCAUCCGUUCCUGCAGAACGAGUGUUCUCUAAAGCAGCCUUAAUUUGUAACCAAAGAAGAAAUAGAUUAGAUUCUAAAAAAGUAGACGAAAUCAUUUUUCUAAAUAGUUACUUCUCAUAAUAUUUUUUAUUAUUUUAUUUUUUUCACAAAGAAGAAAAAUGUUAAGUUAAGCACAAUUAUUAUUAUUGAUUUGUCUUUAAGAAUCUAUUUUUAUUUGUUUUGUAUGAAUAUUUAAUGUUUGU